Molecule: messenger RNA, 534 nt
Organism: Choloepus didactylus (southern two-toed sloth)
Lineage: Eukaryota; Metazoa; Chordata; Mammalia; Pilosa; Megalonychidae
Product: peptidyl-tRNA hydrolase ICT1, mitochondrial-like
Exons: 3
Coding region: 1-534 (177 amino acids)
Biological process (GO): mitochondrial translational termination
Cellular component (GO): mitochondrial large ribosomal subunit
Molecular function (GO): translation release factor activity
Source: RefSeq, a predicted model, not a curated record
AUGUCGGCCCCCUGGUUCCUUCACUGGGGCCUUAGCCGAACUGGACCCUGGCUGCUCCCGCCGCCUUCCAAAGGGCCGGACACCGCCUGGAGGGUCCUGGAUGACGCACAGCAAGCCAGCAAUGACAAUCCUAUAGAUCACUUGACAAUAUCGUAUUGUCGGAGUUGUGGUCCUGGGGGACAGAAUGUUAAUAAAGUGAAUUCCGAGGCUGAAGUCAGGUUCCAUUUGGCAAUUGCCGACAGGAUCACAGAACCCGUGCGCCAGAAGAUGGUCAUCAUACAUAAAAAUAAGAUCAACAGGUCAGGAGAGUUGAUUCUCACCCCUGAAAGUAGCCACUAUCAGUUCCGGAAUCUGGCAGAUUGCCUACAGAAAAUUCGAGACAUGAUCACCGAGGCCAGCCAGAUACCCAAGGAGCCAUCCAGGGAAGAUGCUGUACUCCGGAGAAUCAGGGUAGAAAACAUGAACUGGGAAAGGCUGAGAAAAAAGAGAAUCAAUUCUGUCAUAAAGAGAAGCAGGCGGGUAGAUAUGGACUGA